Messenger RNA from Labeo rohita (rohu), 2953 nucleotides. RefSeq names its product oxidative stress responsive kinase 1b (gene oxsr1b). Gene Ontology annotation, biological process: protein phosphorylation. Gene Ontology annotation, molecular function: protein serine/threonine kinase activity; ATP binding. Lineage: Eukaryota; Metazoa; Chordata; Actinopteri; Cypriniformes; Cyprinidae. The transcript is spliced from 19 exons. Bases 169 to 1791 code for a protein of 540 amino acids. The record is from RefSeq and is a predicted model, not a curated record.
UGGCAAAGUUUGGGAAUGAUAGAAAGGCUGUUGAAGAUAAUCGCGGAGAGGAGCUGGAAUGCUACUGCUUUGCGGAUUACAGUAACAUUCACACGUUGUUUUCUGUAAGCACCCAACUCUAGUGCUCGGAUUCAGCAGGAUUUAAAUAAAGGUACGCAAUCCUGAGACAUGUCGGAGGACCUGAGCUCCCAACCCUGGUCCAUCAACAAGGAUGACUAUGAGCUGCAGGAGGUGAUCGGAAGCGGCGCUACGGCUGUGGUCCAGGCUGCCUACUGUGUGCCCAGGAAGGAGAAGGUUGCCAUCAAACGCAUCAAUCUGGAAAAAUGCCAGACCAGCAUGGACGAGCUCCUGAAAGAGAUUCAGGCGAUGAGCCAGUGUCACCAUCCCAACAUUGUGUCGUACUACACCUCGUUCGUGGUGAAGGAUGAGCUGUGGUUGGUCAUGAAGCUGCUCAGUGGUGGUUCUGUGUUGGAUGUUAUAAAGCACAUCAUUUCAAAGGGGGAACACAAGACCGGUGUACUGGAUGAACCCAGUAUAGCUACUGUGCUGAAAGAGGUUCUUCAGGGUCUCGAGUACCUUCACAAAAAUGGACAGAUUCACAGGGAUCUCAAAGCUGGAAAUAUCCUGCUGGGAGAGGAUGGAUCAGUGCAAAUCGCAGAUUUCGGUGUAAGUGCCUUCUUAGCCACUGGUGGUGACAUCACUCGAAAUAAAGUGCGGAAGACGUUUGUGGGAACGCCAUGUUGGAUGGCUCCAGAAGUUAUGGAACAGGUGAAAGGUUACGACUUCAAAGCAGACAUCUGGAGUUUUGGGAUCACAGCCAUCGAGCUGGCCACAGGCGCUGCUCCUUACCACAAAUACCCUCCUAUGAAGGUGUUGAUGUUGACCCUGCAGAAUGAUCCGCCUUGCCUUGAGACUGGAAUCACAGAUAAGGAGGUCGUGAAGAAAUAUGGGAAAUCCUUGAGGAAGAUGAUCUCCUUGUGUUUGCAGAAGGAUCCAGAGAAAAGGCCAACAUCAUCAGAACUCUUAAAACAUAAAUUCUUCCAGAAAGCCAAGAAUAACGAAUUUCUGCAGGAGAAAUUAUUACAGAGAGCACCUACAAUUACAGAGAGAGCGAGAAAGGUUCGGCGAGUUCCUGGCUCCAGUGGGAGACUCCAUAAAACAGAAGAUGGAGAAUGGGAAUGGAGCGAUGAUGAACUGGAUGAGGAGAGCGAGGAGGGCAAAGCUGCGGUUGCUGCCUUACGGGAGCAGCAGUCCAAGUCGACAAGGCGACAAGUCCGUUUCUCUCAUCCUCUUGAGCUGCCCCCACCCAGGUCACCAAGAGUAAAAGAAGGACUCCAGAAUGCAGAGUUAUUCCAGUCUUUCGGCAGUCACCUUCAGCCUGAACUACCUCAAGCUGCUGGCCAGGGCCCGGCCAGCACUCAACACACUGCCCCAACUACAACCCCAACCCCAGCUGCCAACCCUGCGCAGGCCCCAGUUCCUGGAGGCGAUGCCUCACCAUCCCCCAUCAGUUUAGUAUUAAGGUUAAGAAACUUGAAAAAGGAACUGAAUGACAUACGAUUUGAGUUCAUGCCUGGCAGAGACACAGCUGACGGCGUUUCUCAGGAGCUGGUAUCGGCCGGCUUGGUAGAUGGGAGAGAUUUAGUUAUUGUGGCUGCUAAUUUGCAGAAGAUAGUCGAAGAGCCUCAUUCCAAUAAAAAUGUCACAUUUAAACUGGCCUCUGGCGUCGAGGGCUCUGAGAUUCCUGAUGAUGUCAAACUCUUGGGAUUUGCUCAGCUCAGCAUUAGCUAAACUCUGGCUCUGUGCGGGACCAUGACUUGCCUACAAAUGUGAAAACAAACCAACACUACCAACAGAACGACGCAAUGAUGUAUUUUUUUUUUUUUUCCCUCUUUCAAUUGCCCUAAAGAAACCACUGUUGCCAAAGAGAAAAGUACCAUAGCGCCAGCCCAUAGGAUUUCAAACGGCCCGACGGAAGAGUUGCACAAACACGAGAAUGAUCAGAAUUUGUAGGAAUCGAUUAAAAUAAAGUUUACGAUUUAUUUGUAUAAGGAUGCAUUAUCAUAACCUUAUAUAUAACCUUAAUAUUCUUUUAAUUCUCUCUUUCUUUUCUAUGUUUGUCCUAGUUUUGCACAAUCUGAACUGACACCCUAAAAAUGAACAAAGCAAAAAUGCCUCAAUUAUAACUACUGAGCACAGAGGAGUGAAACUCAAUGAAAGUUUAUAGAGGAAAUGAGUAAAUGGGUUUAGCUAUAGUUCUAGCUUUUUUUAACCUGUAUUUUUUCUAUGCUUUUGAAGAGAAGCAGCUAAGCAUGUUUUAUCACACUGCGGUUUUGAAAUGCAAAACAACUCUUAAUUUCUCUGCUGUUAUACACAGAGCUUGAUUUCUUCAGAUACAGACACAAAAAUUCAAACACUUAAAUAUUUCAGAAUUAGCUGAUUUAUUCACUGUCAUUGAGCCCUAAUGAACACUCCUGAUGGCUGGCUUUACUGCUUUAUUCCCUUUUUUUGCUUUUCCAUGGCACAUUUGCAAAUGUUACUAUCCUGUGCUGCUCAAAGUUAUUGCCUUAAUAUUUCUACACAUUUUUGCAUCAAACACAUCUCUCCUUUUUUAGAUUUCGCAUUAAUUUGUGAAUUUGGUUUUAAUUUUUUGACACUAUCUGUGACUUCUCAUUUUAUAAGUAUCUCUGUAAGUGAUUUAGGUUUUUGGAAAAGGUAGAAGUACCUGAGGUACCUGAUGAAACUUUGGUGUUUGGCUUUUUCCUGCUCUGGAAUUGAACUCUUAAGUAUUCAUGUGUAUUUCUGAUGUGAGUGAACUCGAUUGAGCAUGUAAAUAAUGUAAUUUGCCAUUUGGUUUGAUUUUAUAUGGGAUGUUUCACUCAUGGCCUUUGUGUUCUUCAUAAAUAAGGUGAUGGGAGGUGGUGUCAGCUACUAAAGACACUUUGUGAGGUUU